CAAAGGAGCAAAAUGGUGGAUUCCCGGGCUGGAGAAUUACACAUUGGCGAUCCUGCCAGGAGGCUGGAUUUUCCAGUAGCUUGACGAAUCUCUUUGUUGUAGUUGUCCGGGAAUCAAUCAUUUCGCAGUAGGGAGGAUUAAUUUUAACAAAUAUUUCAGAUCGAAAUAUUACGGAGUAGUGAUUUGAAAAGAAGUACAAGUGAAAACCGCAGCCUGCUUUUCUUUUUUGGACUACAGCAACCCACCGCGGGUUGCUAUGUGGAAAUCGUCCGUCGUUAGCAUACAAAAUGUUAGAAUUGUGAAAAUCGUUACUUUUUCCUUUGCUAUUUGAAAAUGUUAAAGUGAACCUACCGUGGGUUACCAUAGUGAAAUCGUCCGUCGUUAGCAUACAAAAUGCUAGAAUAGUGAAAAAUCGUUACCUUUUUCUUUUCCAUUUUCCAUUUAAAAAGGUCAAUAGUGUGGCUAAAUUAGUAGCGGAUCGAGACGACCGCACUUGGCCAAAUUAGAAGCGGAUCGAAACGACCGCACUUGGCUAAAUUAGUAGCGGAUCGAGAAGACCGCGUUUGGCUAAAUUAGUAGCGGAUCGAGACGACCGCGUUUGGCCAAAUUACUAGCGGACCGAGACGACCGCGUUUGGCCAAAUUAGUAGCGGAUCGAGACGACCGCACUUGGCUAAAUCAGUAGCGGAUCGAGACGACCGCACUUGGCCAAAUUAGAAACGGAUCGAGACGACCGCACUUGGCUAAAUUAGUCGCGGAUCGAGACGACCGCACUUGGCUAAAUUAGUAGUGGAUCGAUACGACCGCACUUGGCCAAAUUAGUAGCGGAUCGAGAUGACCGCGAUUACUUUGAACAGUAACGGAUCGAAACGACCGUGUUUGAUUUAGUUAUUAGCGGCGUGAGACGACCACAUUUUGUUCACUUUUAUUUCGUUGGCGACGGUUCAGGACGACUGUGCUUGAUAAUCAUUAGACUUACGUUUCGAUUGUAUCCUAAACGCAGUCAGGCCAUCCAUCAACGGCAAAAUUCAAAGGCAUCUUGAGACAACGCGUAUGGUGGCCUGGCAUGUCGAAGGAUGCGGAGGCAUGGGCGAAUUCAUGUGCGGUGUGCGUAACCAACGGAAGACCCGAAAGGCCUAACCCCAUGGCAAGAGUUUUCACCCCUGAUUCGGUGUGGGAGACGGUCGCCGUAGACUUCAAUGGGCCCUAUUCGAAGUUCAAUAAUGUUUCAAUCCUGGUAAUAGUGGACUACCGGUCCAGAUAUCUGAUUGCUAAACCGGUUAGAUCAACAAAUUUUGAGCAUAAAUAAUCCGUUUUGGAUAAAGUUUUCGACAGAGAAGGUUACCCGAAACACAUAAAAUCGGACAACGAUCCUCUUUUCAACGGGGACGGAUAUAAAUAAUAUUGCCUUGAGCACGAUAUUCACUCCAUCUACUCCACACCACUGUACCCACAACAAAACGGCCUGGCAGAGAGCUGCAUGAAGCUGAUAAAUAAAGCAAUGACUGCGGCGGCUUCAAAUGGGACAAAUUAUAAAACUGAACUGAAAGCGGCGAUCCAUGCCUACAACGCUGCUGCACACUCCGUCACACUGAUACCACUAGAGGAGGUAAUGACGGGAAGAAGAAUAAAGCGUGGACUGCCUCUCCUCCGUCGCGGAAAAGCUACGUUCGACGAUAACCUACUGAAUUCAAGAGAUCGAAUGUCCAAAAUACAAGUAAAGCGACGAGAGGACACUAAACGUGGUGCGCGUAUGUGCCGGGUUAGACCAGGAGACACAGUAGUUGUGGAACGUCAUGUUCGUGCGAAAGCAGAGUCUCGAUUUGAAAAACAAACACAGUAAUGAAAGAACAAAAUGGUAUGUUUGUCUUAUGUGACGAAAACGGACAAAUUUUUAACCGGCACGUAUCACGGACAAAAAAGGUGAGCGAUUGGAGGAAGUCAGAAGGAGUGAUGAGCACAGCUGACGGUAUUGGUAGAGGAUCUACUACAGAACAGUCCCCAGUGCAAAGAUCUACAUUGCAAUCAGACGGAAUUCAGCGGCCGACGCGGGAGGGACGUAAACCAGCCUACCUGGAGAACUACGUUCAUAGUGUAGAAGAGGAAACGAUCAAACUGAAUUGAAUUAAUCAAAGAAAUCCUAUGGAAAACAAAAUAAAUCCUAUGGAAAAGGAAAAUAUUUGUUCGGUUUUGUUUAUUACAAGGUUUUUUUUUCUGUUUUCUCUUCUCUUUGGAGAGGGGGGAGAUGUGUGGAUGCUCGAAUGUAUGCUGGUAGCACUGCAAGGUACCGAUAGCUUUAUGACAUCCGCCCCAGUAUAUACACCCCUGUUAUGGCAUCUCCCCUGGCAACGCAUCAACAAACGAUUACGGUCGUGCGACACCAAGCUCCGUUAUCGGGCUCUUUCGCAUUCAAGCAUUAGCCCAGUUGUUGCCGCUAAUCCUAGUAUGCGUUCCACUACAAAUUUGUUGAUAAUCAACUUGGCUGCAGCGGAUCUCUUGUUCAUUAUAUUUUGUGUGCCAUUCACUGCAACCGAUUAUAUACUCUCCGAAUGGCCAUUCGGAUUACUUUGGUGUAAAUUUGUACAAUACAUGAUAGUGGUAACCGCUCAUGCUAGCGCUUAUACCCUAGUGUUGAUGUCUUUAGAUCGUUUCCUAGCUGUGGUUCAUCCGAUUACUAGCAUGACAGUUCGAACGGAGAAAAAUGCAUCAAUAGCGAUUGCGGUUACGUGGUUUAUUAUAGUAACCACAGGAAUCCCUGUGGCAAUCUCGCAUGGAGUUCUUCGUUAUCCCAGUCGGGGAGAUGAUUACACGGCUUGCCUAUUUCUCCACAAUCAGGGAUACAGCUUGAUUGCGUUCCAUGUUUCAUUUUUCCUGUCAUCGUACGUGAUUCCUUUGAUGCUAAUAUCUAUACUGUAUAUGGGAAUGCUGGUCCGUUUAUGGAAAGGUGCUCCAGGAGGUCGAGCCUCAGAUGAAUCAAGGCGAGGAAAAAAACGAGUAACGAGAAUGGUCGUUGUAGUGGUAUUCGUUUUUGCAAUGUGUUGGUGUCCAAUUCAGGUCAUACUUGUGUUAAAAUCUUUCGAGGCGUAUGAAGUCACACACUUCAGCAUCAUCAUUCAAAUCGUGGCACACGUUCUUGCAUAUACAAAUUCAUGCAUCAAUCCAGUGCUUUACGCUUUUCUGUCCGACAACUUCCGAAAGGCGUUCCGCAAGGUGAUAUGGUGCGGGAAGCCCCCUUCACUUAUUCCACAUGGCCCUCAAACCAAAACAACCCGAACUGGAAACGGCACAUCCAAUGCAGAUGGUUUAUGAGUGGAAGGUGUCGAAAAAGAGCUCCCUGAAAAGUACAUCGAAAUCACAAGUGUUUGAUGAGAAAUUCCACCUUGCAGAGAUUUGAAUACAAGUUUUGAGGAUGCCAGCAGAGUUGGAAGAGUAUGUCUUACGUGCUCAAAAAGUUGGACGAACAACUGACGAUUAGCAAUCAAGUUAUUGAUUCAUAGUUGAUAGUGUGAUUAUGGCAGUUUUAUAACACUUCUAAGUGUAACACAUAGAAAAUUCAUUGAUAGCUCAAUAUAAAUUUCAACAAAAAUAUAGAACAAACAAAUAUACUUUUUUACAAAGAUUCUAAUCCGGUUAUUGAUGGAUAAAAGCUACAAUCGACGCCAAAAAAUACAAAAUAUCCCGAGUCCUCCAAACAGCUCAACUUGAGUGUUACAUGAAUAAAUUGAAGUCCGUUCAUCAAAUAUCAACUAGACAAACUCAUUUGAUUUAAUGCAUCCGCUCUAGAAUUAAAAUAAUGAGUAACUGUAGUGUGUGUGAACGCCUCCAAUUUCACAGUAAAACAUAGUUGUGUAGUUAGUAAUUUAUAUAUAUAUUUUUUCACCAAGUCAGAUCCGCGGUGUUUUGGAGUACAAUAUUGUGAACCAAGAUGUAUUUUUCUAAAAAUUGCCAAUGUGACGUUAGCACCAAAGCAUUACAUGCAUUAAACUUUAAAAAAGUGUUUAAAUCUUCGAAAAUUUAUACUGUUUGUAUCAAAAGAUUGAAAUUUUUGAAUGUUUAUACGGGUAAUAAAAUUUUAAAUAUAUUGAU
Messenger RNA from Toxorhynchites rutilus septentrionalis, 4085 nucleotides. It is a transcript of the gene AstA-R1, whose product is annotated as allatostatin-A receptor. Gene Ontology annotation, molecular function: G protein-coupled receptor activity. The record is from RefSeq and is a predicted model, not a curated record. Gene Ontology annotation, cellular component: membrane. Lineage: Eukaryota; Metazoa; Arthropoda; Insecta; Diptera; Culicidae. The coding region runs from base 2142 to 3308 and encodes 388 amino acids. Gene Ontology annotation, biological process: G protein-coupled receptor signaling pathway. The transcript has 8 exons.